ACUAGAACCAUUCACACAGGCCAACACUCUGAGGAGUCACCCGUAGAAGUCAGAAAAGGUUUUCUCUAGUGCAAUUAUGCAGGGUCAUUAUUGCCCUCUGUUCUACCACGUGAUUGUGAACAAAGUUCUCAUAAUUCUGAUGAGGCCAGGCUGGAAAGAAAUGAAGGCAUCAGAAUCGAAUUUGAAUGCAGUACUUCUGCAGAGACAAAGUGGUCCGCCAUCUGCUAAGCGUGGGGCCUCCGGAUGUAUAACUUUGUUGAACACGAAAGACGGGAAGCAGCUCAGCUUUUACUUUUCCUCUUUGCUAUCCAUCAACUGUUAGCUGUACAAAUACUACGAACCAAGUCUGGACAAAAAAAUGAGAGGUCGGUUUUACUUUAUCCUUCUCUCUAAUCUUGCAAUUACUUGGACUCUGCUGGUUAUUAAUAUUAAACUGAAAUUGGCAUA
Messenger RNA from Rubroshorea leprosula, 447 nucleotides. The record is from the annotation of a GenBank genome assembly. NCBI's taxonomy places the organism in Eukaryota, Viridiplantae, Streptophyta, Magnoliopsida, Malvales, Dipterocarpaceae.